AGAAGAGACAGGGUCUUGGCUGCUUGCCUCUCAACUCCAACUCAACACUAGACAUCGCAAUCUUCACGCGAGGCCACCAUGUCUGUGCUCUUGCAAGAUACCGCGACCACGGAAGCAAGUUCAUCUACCAAAAGUAGGGUAAUGGAACGCAACCUCCAAAAACUGGUCGACGAGAUCAAAGACGAGCUUGGAUCUUGCGUCAAGUCCUACAAGUUGCCCGACUUCGCUGGCUCAUUCGUUCCCGACUUGGACAUGCAACGCAUUUGGAUUGACGACCGAAUCCGCUUCCUCUUCGCCGUCGCCAGGCCGCCCCUCGGCGGUAACGGCCUCGGAGGGUUCCAACUGACCCAUCUGCGUUCCAAAGCCCUUCCUCUCCUCUCCUUCGCCGCCUCCAUCCGCCGGUCCCUCGACUGGUUCCUCGAGACCUUCCCUCGCUUGGUAUUUACCAGCAAUGGAUGGCUAAGAACAGAGACCGACAUCCAAUUUCCUCUUUCCAGUAGCGACCUGAACACCCUCCUGGGGGAAAAGCUCAGCACAGAAGAUUUCAAUCUACACCUCCACUUCGCCCCUCGCGUCACACUCAAACUUGGGGCCCAUGCCGAAUCCGUACUUGAAGUUCAAACAAGGGACGCCCUGCCUCUUGAGACGCAAAGCGGCCGCGCUCCAAGGGAGGUCGGGUCAUAUGGAACAGUAUACCUCUGUCGCAUAAUCCCCGAGUACGCCGAGGUAUAUUCCGACCACGACAGCGAAGUAUCCAGGCCAUUAAAGUCACGCCCCGUAGCUGUCAAGGUGUUCCACGAGAAGGAGCUAGCAAAACGAGAACUCGAAAAUCUCAAACUUCUCAAGCGAAUUGCGAGCAACCCUCUGGGUCAACAUCGGAUAACUCUUCAUCACACCAUUGUGCAGCACACCGAAGGUCGAGAGACAGAGGAUCUCCCGACGCCGCUGAUUAUCUUCCCUUUCGCGGACCUGGGCAACCUCCUACAGUUUUUAGAUAGCUCGAGCGCCCUCGGUGACGUUAACGGUCUUUUCAGAUCCCGAACCUUCGACGAACGGUUUCCCCAUUUCCCCCCUCUACCGACACCACCACACGACACGGCCCGAUUUAGACGAGCGUCCGAGCUCCUCCUGCCACAAUGCAUUGCUCUUGCUAAGGCUUUACGCUUUCUGCACAGCAACAUUGAGGAAAGUGGUCAAGUUUACCUGGUUGCUCAUAUGGACAUCAAACCCGACAAUAUUCUUAUAUCGUCUCGCCAAGGCCACCACGUCGGUUGGUGGAAGCUGGCCGACUUCGGUAUUUCUGCAAUUCACUCACGUUCUCUGGUUCAUGCAUUGGACGCGACAGGAAAUGGCUUUGAGGGCUAUGACUGGAACCGUACGAUUGGCACGUUGGCUCGCCGCGGACUCGGCACGCACCAGGCGCCCGAGAUCGAACGCUCGUGGAUGAGCAGGAGGCUACCGAAGGAGCAGUGGGUGCAUGUCGGUCGCAAGGGGGACAUUUGGUCCUUUGGAGUCAUCCUAGCCGAGGUGCUUGCCUUUGCUGAGGGUGGCAAGAAUGGGGUCAAGAAUUUUGAGCUGAUGCGUAAAAGCACAAACCUGAUUGGGGACCAGGGCUUCAGCAACGAUGACUUUUGGGAUCCGAUGCCUCCCGGUUCACCCCGUCUUCGGCCAGCUGUGGGACAGUGGCUGGAACAGGUCAAGGGCCGGUGCCCGGCUUCUGCCCCAUGGGUAGAGUGCAUUGAAGACACUCUCGUGGUAGACCCCCACGCAAGACCUAGCGCCGAACAGCUCGCUCAGUAUGUAAAUCGGGUGCUUUUUACUCCACCGCCAGCAAAUCCCUCUCAUCAGUCUCCCGCCCAACCCGCUGUCCCGGUAUCUCCUCCGUCUGAACAGGCUCUCAACUCAAGCCAGGGCUUGCCCAACACACCGCAGCCGUCGUACCCUCCUCAAAGUCGGAACCCGUCAGUACGGGCAGAACCCGAGCCGCAGCCACAGCCACGACCAGCCCAACACUCGGACAGAUCGGAGACGUCCAGCAUCGCGGCUUCGAGUUCGUCUGCUCCCCGUUCAUUCGGUGACCGGGUGCUAUCGGCAAUCCUCCAAAAUGUUGGAAGAGCCGGUCACCACUGAAGUCAUUGCCGUGUCAAUGGACGGCCUCAGGGUUGCUUACCUGACCGAAACGACGAUGGACGUAUUCAACAACAACCCGACUCCGCCGUCGCGGAAGCCCUAGAUAGCCCCUCAUAUCCGUUCAAGCUGCUAGAAAAAGAGGGCUUCGAGAGGAAAUGGACGGGUUUGGCCAUGGGGAAGCAUCACAUAGCCAUUUGCGGAUUUGAAAAACCUAAGGGGAUUCUCUCAGGCUUCAUGAAACCAGCGACAAGAUCGCCUCUGGUACGACCAUCUGCUUUGUCAAUAAUACUGCUGGGAAAAGAGCUCACCUAGCCCCUGAUGUGCGCUGGGCGCGGUAGUUGCUUAUAUUACCGCUGCCACAACAUCCACACCACCUCCUGGCUCAAGUAGCCUGGGUAGAGAUAGGCAGUAGCACUCAGGCCAUUCAACACUUGGACUACGACAAAAGAGUUUCCGUCUCUCCUAAAGGCCUCGCCGCGCUGAUCCCCGACCAUGCCGGGGAGGUGCUGGUCUUUGACGUAAACAACCCCGCACGAGAGGCGCUGCGGUUGAAGCCCGACCAGCCACGGCCCGGAUUGGAGGAUGUGGCGUUUAGCGAGGACGGCCUGCCCCGAUAGCGGCGGCGCAUGAUGCUUCGUGGCCACGAAGCACCUGACCAAGCUCUUUGCGUCCCCACCCGCCCUGGGCGGUGGCGGCGGCGGCGGCGGCAGCACCAGCACCGGCAGCACCAGCACCAGCAGAAUCAGAAGCAGCACCAGCAGCCGAGCAGCGUCGCUCGGGGGACUGGACCAGACCCUGCAGCCGCUGGCGCUGCCCGCCGCGGCUCGCCGCAAGCUCCGGGCGCUUUGCGGCCACGGCGGCCACCUGCUGACGGUCGACAAGGACGGCCAGGUCCACGAGUACCCCGUGGGGAGGCCUCAAGACGGGAGCGCCGGGCCCCUGCAGCUCGAAAGGGCAAACCCAUCUGCAGCUUUGACAGAAGGCCCAAACCUGGGGCAAGACUGGGGGCAUAUUGGUACCGAGACGCCGGUCUAGGUCUCGUGGUACUGUGCCACGUCGACGGCGCAGUGGAGGCUUUUAAGUUCACACAGUCUUGACAGCCAAGGGGCAUGGAAUAGGGUUGACAUGCUUGAGAAGCCACAUCGGGGGCCCACUGUUUUCUCUUUUCUCAUUUUCCUUCGUUUGCUCUUCUUUCAGUAUUUUUUUUAUUUGCUGUACCAGUUACACGAUACCCUGGGGAUUUGCCAUUUCCUUUUCUAAAGCCGCCUUUUGUUGCAGGUUGUUGUGCUGUGGCGACCAGGCCUUCCCAUCAAUUCAGUGGCUAGGUGAGUGAUGCAGGGGCUGCUGCUGCCAAUCCAAAUCACGUGUCCGCGCAACCCUUCCAGCAGAUGUCGGCCAAACCUCUUCCCUCUAUGUCCAUUUUAUUGCCUCUUGCUUUUGUUUAAAAUUUUCAGGACUUCUCCUCGCUUGUCUGUAACGACAUUGAUGGUUAAUGGAAGGAAUGCGAAUCCG
Messenger RNA from Gaeumannomyces tritici R3-111a-1, 3642 nucleotides. RefSeq names its product serine/threonine protein kinase. Lineage: Eukaryota; Fungi; Ascomycota; Sordariomycetes; Magnaporthales; Magnaporthaceae. The record is from RefSeq and is a predicted model, not a curated record. The transcript has 3 exons. Gene Ontology annotation, biological process: protein phosphorylation. Gene Ontology annotation, molecular function: ATP binding; protein kinase activity. Bases 79 to 2130 code for a protein of 683 amino acids.